Linum tenue is the source of this 2481-nucleotide messenger RNA. Lineage: Eukaryota; Viridiplantae; Streptophyta; Magnoliopsida; Malpighiales; Linaceae. The record is from the annotation of a GenBank genome assembly.
UUGUGAAAUAGCUGAUCCCCAUCAGCUAUUUUAAAAACUCUCAUAUGAGAGAUUUAGAAUUUCCUCAUGCCUACAAUCUCUCACCUUUCCAAACGCAGAAUUGUUUUAAAAUCCUGCACAACGAGAGAUUGUUUUAAAAUCACUCAUAAAUCCCUCAUCACAUUCACUAAUCCAAACGACCCCUAUGUAAUUCAGGAAAAUUGAAGCUAAUAAAGAUUAGCUAGUACAAUAAAACAGCAGCGAAUUUCAAAAUCUCCCUCGUUCCAUUUGAUUCUCCCAUUUUCAGAUUCAUUCCCGGAGGCUGAGAGCGGGAGCGGCCGGUCUCCACUGUUCUGUUCAAGGUACGUUCUGCAGUAGCUUGGUCUGUGGGAUUGUUAAGAGGGACACUAUCGGAAAGAGGGGCACUAUCAUUUUUGGUGAAUAAUGGAACCUGGGGAAAUCAGUGGCAGCCCUGAUCGGAGCAAUUUGGAGACUACGAGUCAGGAUAACAAACCUGAUCUACAACCAAGUAGUGCUGGUUUACAAUCUCACGAUUUUGGAGGUAAAGAAGAUAAAGCAAAUAGUGAAACCCUGUGCAUCGGUGGGGGUCAAGUUGGAGCUGAAGCUAGCACAGGACACGCUGCUGUUGGUACAAGUAUGGGAAUUGAAGAUGGAUCAGGGUGUGAGAAAUUGGGAGACAACGUUGAAACUCAUGAUGGCCAAGUCGAAAAUAAGAAUGGCCAGGUUAAUGUUGAAACAGAAGUUGACAUGGAUCUGGUUGAUUCGCCGAUGCAUGUAAAUAUUCAAGUGACGGAGGUUAUUUCAGUUGAAGAGAAAGUGGUUAGCAUGCUGAACACUGAAAAUGGUAGCCUUGACAUGCCACUUGAGAAUUUAAAAGCUAGAUCAGGGGUUAAGAGAGCAAGGAUGACUUACGAACAACAGCAUCCUUCAGUGCAAGUCAUGUAUUAUUCUCUAACAAGAGCUAGCAAAAGAAAGCUUGAGGAGCUAUUACAACGCUGGUCAGAAUGGCACACAACCAACACCGUGUAUCUAGAUUCAGAUGAAGCAUUAGAAUCUGGCGAGGAGACAUAUUUUCCUGCCAUACGCACUGGCAUAGAGAAGUCCUGUACAGUUUCUUUCUGCAUAGACGAUCGAACAAGAGAUGAGCAGACCAGCGGUGUCAUGCCACUUGACAGCAACUCCGUGCCCCUUUAUGAUCGUGGAUUUGUUUUGGGUCUGACAUCGGCAGAUGGCUCAAACAAUGCUGAACGAGGCCUGGAGAUAUUUGGUGAUCCUGCCCGGUGUUUUAACUGUGGGUCUUACAACCAUGCUAUGAGAGAAUGCACCAAGCCUCGGGAUGCUGCUGCUGUUAAUAGUGCCCGCAAACAACAUAUGGCCAAAAGGAAUCAGAACUCCCAUUCUCGCAGUUCAAUUCGUUAUUAUCAGAGCUCAUCUGGUGGGAAGUAUGAUGGCUUGAAUCCAGGUGCUCUUGAUGCUGAAACACGCAGACUUUUGGGUAUUGGGGAGCUUGAUCCACCUCCAUGGCUAAACAGAAUGCGAGAGCUGGGAUACCCACCCGGAUAUCUAGAUGCCGACGAUGAAGAGCAACCGUCAGGAAUAACAAUAUUUGGUGAGGAAGAAGCCAUUGUCGUCGGUGAAGAACAGGAAGAAGGAGAAAUAACAAUGGAAAACAGCAUUCCCAAGCCGCCUCACGAGCCUCCUCGGAAGAUGAAUAAGACCAUUGAAUUUCCCGGAAUAAAUGCACCAAUCCCAGAGAAUGCAGAUGAAAAGCUAUGGGCAGCUGGUGGUCCUUCGUCUUCAAGUUUCGAUACUACUAGUAAGAACCGACUAUCAGAGCGUAGUAGUGACCACUCAGGAGGCAGAUAUUACCACAGCAGCGAACAAAGACGGCCUAGAAGAAGUUUCAUGGAUGAUGAUGGGCCACCUGGCGUUGACCCAGUAUCGAGCCCUUCUAGGUCGAGUUACCCUCCAAGAUAUGGGAGUUACCAUGCAAGCCAGUAUAGCUUGGACAGCCCUAGAGACCUCAUGCCUUCCUUUGCAAGGUCGCACUCUGAUAGAGAACGGAGGAGCCCUCCCAGGUAUGAAGAUUCUUUCGGUAGUCACUCGUCGUUCCACCACUCGUACCACUCCAGACGCGAGCACGAAGUGGAUGAUCGAUGGGAUGGGCGUAGUCGGGAUCGUCCAUCGGACUAUGAACUUGAUGGCCACAAGUCUAGAAGGUAAAAGGAGGGCAAAAAGUAGGGAUUGUUAGCACCUGACUUGUAACAGUGGCUUAGCUAAUAUGUCCAAUUGUGACAGUAGUGUUGUAAAAGUGCCUCUUUUUUCCAGGUCGCAACAAUAAACAAGAUGUCUGGGCCUCAUGUGAAGAAUAUUACUGAUAGAAGCAUGUUGACGUUGUUGUUUAUGAUUUGACAAUUUUGCUGCUAGCACAGACUCCUUAAAAAUGACCAAUGCUAUAUAUUUUAGGCUUGCACACUGCAG